UCACUGAUUCGCCAAUCUCGGCUCUCUCGGCUUUCUAGCACCGUUGCGCCGAGAUAAUCGACGGGAAGCCCAGUACCGCCGCUAUAUAAAAGGUAAAAGGACAGUAUUCGUACUCUCCAUCUUAAUUGUGACCAUAUACGAAAGACUAUUAUUCACUAUGGCUGAUGUUGUGAACUCGAUCUCUGCAAAAUUGCGUAUUUCUCCCACCCUGGAGAUCAAUGAACUAGUCUUGAAGGCUCGCGCAGAAGGCAAACAUGUCAUCCAUUUGGGCUUUGGCGAGGCCACAUUUCCCAUCCAGCAAGACGUCCUUCAGGCCCAUCGGGACGCAUCCAAUGAAACAAGCUAUAUGCCGGUAGGCGGCGUAGAGGCUUUGCGAGAGUCUAUUGCGAACUUCAACUCGGAUCGUCUAGGUGUUGAGAUCAGUCCUGAUCAGGUCGUCGUUGCUCCCGGGUCAAAGCCCCUACUUUUUGCCUUGUUUGAUAUACUAGACGGCGCUGUCUUACUUCCUCGCCCCUCGUGGGUCAGUUAUGAGCCGCAAGUGCUGCAUGCCGGGAAAAAGCUGUUCUGGAUCGAGACGGACCCUGUCGAUCGCCACAGUAUUACCGAAUCAUCCCUUCUCUCUGCCUACCAGAAAGCAAUCUCAGAAGGAUGCGUCCCUCGCAUUAUGUUGAUCAACAGCCCAUCAAAUCCGACAGGACACGUCUUUUCCGCGAAUUGUGUUCAAACUAUCAAAGAAUUCUGCAAAUCAAAGGCGAUAACUCUGAUCACAGACGAGAUCUAUUCCGAUAUUUGCUUCGAUGAUGCUCAGAAAAGGAUAAGCGCGUUUGACCGCAACGCCGAUGAUUCCGAAACUGUGAUCCUUACCGGCGGGCUUUCCAAGACGUACUCGGCCGGUGGCUGGCGGGUGGGGUAUGCCAUUUUCCCCUCUUCCCCAAAAGGCGAAACGAUCCGCAAGACAGUCCUCGCAUAUGCUUCCGAAUGCUGGUCCGCAGCCUCCGCACCGGCUCAAUUGGCAUCCGUCAAGGCCUUUUCCACGGGCGAGGCAAUGCGCAGCUACCGCAAAUCUGUGACUGCCUUGCAUCGAUACUGUACUAGGAGGCUCUAUUCUGCGCUCAAGGGACUCGGAUUAGAUGUUAGCGAGCCCGGUGGUGCCUUUUACGUCUACCCGUCCUUUUCACCAUAUGUCGCGCAGCUACAUAAGCUCGGAAUCUCCACCAGUGCCGAUCUUUCAGCGUGGCUGAUACGAGAAUGUGGACUGGCUGCCCUCCCCGGGUCCGCGUUUGGAGAGGACGAUGACGGGCCCCUGCAUGGACGGUUCCGGCUGCGGAUGGCCACCAGCUACCUGUAUUUCCAAAACGAGGCUGACCGAUACGAGAGGGGUUACAGCCUCCUGGAGCGCUGCGCCUCCGGGGAAGAGAUAGAGCUCCCUUACUUAGAGGAGGCGAUCAGGGCGCUGGAAAAUGCCGUGCAGAAGCUAGAAAACGUCGGUUACUGACUGUAUAUAUUUUCUUCCCUACCUUUGCACAUGGUAAACGUGAUCACUUGCAAGAUUAAACAUAUAUUGACUAUGAGACAAGACAUGGACUUUGACCUCUGAAAGCUAUUGGAAUAGCUAGUGAUGAUACUUUGAUUCAAUGCUUAAACAAUAAUUGACGGACCAUGGUCAACUUUAUACCUGAUGUAUUUAGGAGUUAGGAAGAAAUAGAUACUAUAUCGGUAGAUAAAGGCAAAAGAUAUAGGCUAAUGGAUUAUAAACACACUAGUG
Messenger RNA from Aspergillus calidoustus, 1765 nucleotides. The record is from the annotation of a GenBank genome assembly. Lineage: Eukaryota; Fungi; Ascomycota; Eurotiomycetes; Eurotiales; Aspergillaceae.